UGUUCCCCUCAGAUCGGAGAAAAUGACCGCUGGAAACUGUAGAUUCAGUGAAUCCUCUCUGCGUCAUUAACACGGUCCAAUAAUGAAUGUGUGUUUAAGUUUGGAGAUAUUUUAUAGGGAAUUAGAGAAACAUAAGCUUUGGGCAAAUUACGCAGGGAAAGUUAAUUAUAACUUCUGUGCGUGCGUAAAGUGGAUGCCGGGGCGCGCACACACACGCAGCACCAUCACUGCGGGAACAUCUGCUGCCAGACGCGCUGCUCGGAGUGGCAGUGAGGGCUAUGGACGAUUCAUCGACUGGAGGACUGGAACCGCUUCCCCUCAAACACUCCACAUGUUCUGCUUGUGUGUGAUUUCAGCGUUUUGAAUGAAGUAUGACGGAAAAUAAGGCGCGCAGACAACAAUCGGAGAUCUCCGCGUUGAAUUUUCUUUAGAGGGUUUUGAUUCUCCUUUCUUUCCUUUUUUUUUUCCUCUUUUGGGUGCACGUCUCGCUCGGAUAUGGCACAUUUCUGGACCCAGUAAGAGAAUCUCAGAGCGUCAGAGGGCGUCUGCAGGCGGGGGAGACCAGUGGAGGGACUCGGAAACUUGGUGUGGCGCAGGAGACGGUCGGCGCUGCCACAGCUGUCACACAGAGAGGGACAGAGAGGGGAGAGAAAGAAAGAAAAAGAGGGAGAGAGAGAGAGUGUGAGAGAGAGAGGGGGAAAAAAAACCAUGGUGAACUCCCUCAUACUGGUGCUCAGCUGGACUGUGAUCUCUGAGGUGGCGAGAGCUCAGAAUGACACGGAGCCCAUCGUCCUGGAGGGGAAAUGCCUCGUGGUGUGCGACUCGAACCCGACCACGGACUGGAAGGCUUCGUCCUCUCCGCUCGGCAUCUCGGUGCGCGCCGCCAACUCCAAGGUGGCUUUCUCUGCAGUCCGGAGCAACAACCACGAGCCGUCGGAGAUGAGCAACAAAACGAGAAUAAUCUACUUCGAUCAGAUUCUCGUGAAUAUAGGAAACUACUUCACGUUGGAAUCCGUUUUUUUGUCCCCGAGAAAAGGAGUCUACAGUUUUAACUUCCAUGUCAUUAAAGUGUACCAGAGCCAAACCAUACAGGUGAACUUGAUGUUGAAUGGGAAACCGGUCAUCUCGGCCUUUGCCGGCGACAAAGACGUAACUCGCGAGGCGGCUACCAACGGAGUUCUGCUCUUUCUCGAAAAAGAGGACAAAGUCUACCUGAAGCUGGAGAAGGGGAACCUAGUUGGCGGAUGGCAAUAUUCAACAUUCUCCGGCUUUCUCGUGUUCCCUCUGUAAAAAGAAAAAAGAAAAAAAAAAGAAAAAGGAAAAAAAAAAAAAGAAGAUUGUAAGGCUCACUGACUUCUUCAUACUGUGUCGUCACUGUAUAAUCAAAACAUUGCUGCUGUUGCGUCCGUUGGAUCUUGCCAAGUGGUUGAAAGAGUUUAGAUGGAGCUGGAUCAGAACGGAGAGAGGACAUAAAGACUUCACGAAUCAUUCUCAUUCUCUGGAAGUGCCGAGUCCCCGUCCAGACGAGAGAGACCUGAAAAUGUUCCCUAUCGCUACUGUAUGUUCCCGUCACUCAAGCAGCUUCGGAGAGGAACGCUCAAACAUCCCAGAUGUACUUUUCAAACUCUGACUUGUCGGAAUAUACUUAGCAUACUGAUUUUUAUCAUGGCAACUGUUGCAUUCAAGUACAUCUGCCUUCUUGCGUGUAAACUGUAUAUGCUUGUGUUACUCGUGUGACUUGUCAUCACCAAAGUAUUCCCAUUGUGAAGUGUUGGGGGAGCUUCUUCUGUUGGUCUAAUUGUUUCCGGGCCGAGUGUUGGUCCAAUGAGAGGGGUGAUUAGUGGUGAAGGUCACUGAUGACCAACGCAGUGUCUGCGGGAGUUACUUGAUGGAGCAAAUUACUUUGAAGCUGAUUAAAAAAAGGCAAUUACUGCAAUUUGCAAAGUGUGUUAAGUGAGCAGAGGCCUGGAUGUAUCACUGAAUAGGUCCUCUGGGUAAAGCGCCCCCCUGAUCAAUCGGGCCUCUGGGCAUAUCCACUGAAAGAGGUGCAAAACAAACCCCCUUAAAAAAUGCAAAGUGACCCCAAAACCACAACAAAGAGAUGUAAAAUAACCUCAAAGUUGCUAAGUGACCACAAACAGCUACCGAGAUGCAAAAACAUUGUUUUGUCUCUACUUGCCUGUGACUUCCAAAAUUAGACACUGUUCCCAAAACAACACGACCGCUGCAGUGUACCAGCGACAGAUGUAAUGGAAUCAUCAUACGGUUGAACUUCGGUCGGGUUUCGGCACUUAAACUACUGUGUUGGUUUCAGGAAAACUACAUUUAACUUAUGUUCGAAAUAAUGAGUUAAAAGAACUCACUGUUAACUUCUGGUUUUACACUGGACACAAACAUCCUGAACGAACGUCUUGUGCCUGUUUAACUGGACUGUCUUUCCCCGACUUCCUCCACGUCAAGACUUUAUAUUACUUCUCCUCGCUUCCUCCUUUGCAGCUGUAAUACUUAGAACAGCCACUAGAUGUCGCUGCGUAACAAGAAACGUAAAUUCAGGUGGUUAUAUCCUCCUUUCAUACUCAUCUGGUCGUCUUUUCUGACGAGGAUGGGCUUUGAUUUGCCUGAUGAACUUUUCUGUGGUAACGAUGACAAAUCAACCACAAAAAGAUUAAAAUUGACAACAAAUUGAACAUGAAUAGACAAAUAAAGAUUUGAUUGUGAUUGUGAUCUGCUGUUUAAAGUCCUGCUAACAUCACCUGUUUGUGCCCAGAGGACCAUUGUGUCCAUGAUCAGAGUUUGUAAAGCUUCUUCAUGCUGGCAUUUUGACUUUUGUUGAAUUACUGUGGUCAAUUUAUUUAUUUAUUUAUUUUUAUCUGUCAACCUUUUCUCCCAGAAAUUACACCUAUAUUCCACCCACUUGUUUUGCUGAAUAUGUUUUGAGGGAAACUUGCCUGGAUUGUUAUUUUGCACUUUGGUACAAGACUGUGACUCUUUUGCCUCUGGAGACUUAAGUUAGCAUCCCAAGUUCCAUGUCUGAGUUGAGUUUAAGCAAUAGAAAUGGCUAGAAUCAAUAUUUCUAUAUCAAUAAUGAAUCAUUUGACUAUCUGUAUGUGACCUGUGUUGCUCGCGGUGAUAGACGCAUACAGAUUCAUCGCCUGUCUCUCUGCAGCUCCCCUUCAGUUCUACAGAGUGUGUUGUAGUGUUACAGCUCACAACAGCUGUGUUUUGCUUCACUCUCACAGCUUUUAUCACGUUGUUUUUAUCUGUAGCAGCAGCUGUUUUCAGCAAAUGAGCUCCGAUAAACAUAUAGUACGCUACUUUCCCAGCUACCGAGUGACGGACAGACAAUUUAAGCAAGUGGCAGGUGAGCAUAAUGGAGCAUUUAGCAGCUACAGAGCCAGAUAGAGACUCAUAGAAAUACAAAAUAUUGAGUAAUAUUCAUCAGCUGGACACAAAGAUGCCUCUGAAUAAAUGCUAAUGUUGCCUGGACGUGUAACAAGGCAACUGUUUCUUGCUAAAUUAGCCACAUUAACUUAAAUCACAAUAAUAUGUCAGAGAUUAUAGGUUGUUUCUUGUCAACACCAAGACGCCACAAAAAUCUGGUUUUAAGCUUGAAAGUUGGGGAAAUGUUACAGGUUUGGUUAUUUAUGUUUUUCAGGUUCAAACCAAAACCUGGAUACAUUUUUUUUCACUAAACGCUUUGCGGCUUAAUCGUCAUCACAAAAGUCUGCUACAGUAGGUAAACUUGGGUAAAUCUAUCUCAUUUUGUGACUCGUCAGAUAAGUUAAUUAAAAACCUCGGUUUCACAAAAACAAACGAGAUCCAGGCAGCGUUUCUCCCCAAAUGAAUUUGCUGUCGAAAAUUAGGAGUGUAUAAAUGUAGUUUCUCCCUGUCUAUUUAUUGACUUGCACAAGUCAGUUUGUGGUUUAUGGACCUUGAUUAAGUUUAAUGGGCAUCUGAGAACAAUAAUUGGUUAACACGCUGAUAAUAGACAGAUUCCUGUCACAGUCUGUGAGCGUAAACAGCUUCCACUGGGCAGCUGGGAUAACUGAUGAAUUAAUAAACUCCUUAAUUGUUGCUCUUGAGCUCAGCGCACGCUUACAGUAUGUGAUGGCUCUCCCCCUUCAUGUCUUCAGCAGAGUUGCUGUCUGCCUUACUGCAGUGUGGUGCUGCAGUCUGCAGCUGCAUUGUGAAAAAUCAACCUUAAAGCUCGCAGAGGCUUUUCUGGAGAGCUUAUUUUAAUCAUCAUUUCAGCCUGAGAUAAUAAUCUGCACACUCGUCAGGUCCAACCUCUCUGAAGUGUUAUUUGGGACGCUCACUUUCACAAUCAGAUUUUCGUUGUGUGCCGUUUGCUGACGUUUUUUCGUCGGUGAUUGAUAUGUUGCCCAUGGCACCGCAGAUAUAAUUUUUUUGUGAACGGGAAAUUGCUUGAUGGAAGUGAUUCUUUAGUUCUUCCCGGUGUUUGAAAAGAGGCAAAUGUGAGAAUGAAAGCAACGUGCAGAUUAAAAAGCCGCUUGAAGGUUUUACAGCUGCGUUUCAAUUCAAACAGGGCUGAAAAUGUUCUCACUCAGAACCAACACUGAAAACAUGUUCACGGACACAUAGCGGGACAGAAAACGGUGGCGUUCCCUGAAUCAUCCUGCUAUUUUUUCUUUCUUUCAAAUCUUUUUUGCUAAACUGAAACAUAUUUUGGGUUGACAUUCCGUUACAUUUGGUCUUGCUUGGUUUGACACAGAAUGACUGAGGAGGCUGGAUUGUGUCACUGAAAUGAUUAAAGCUCAAGUGGGUUUAAUUACACUAUUACCUAUUUUUGUAAAUGAUGCAUUUGUGAAUCAGUGGGUUAAGAUUGUUCUAAUGCAGUAUUGGCAAUGUCUGUUUAUUCAAACCGGUAAUAAGUUCAAACUUUCCAUGCCUUUUUAUGUUGCAACUUUAUAUUUAUUCAGAUUCAUUUCCCAUUUUAUCUUCUGACAACACUGUGCUGAUGGUCUUGUGGGGUUUAGGAACAAAAACCCACCUGGUUGAGUUCGUAAAAAGACCAUGUUUUGGCUUAAACACCUGGUUUUCUCGCCACAAACAUGGCCGGAGAUGUCUUUCUUGUUAGUCCUUUGAGAUGGUCUGUCGUCAAAAAUAUCCACUGGUUUCACGCUUUCAAAUGUUGACACACAGUCUCGGACUGUGGUCAGUGGCUUCCCAGCCUUCUUGCCUAUCCUGAAACUCCACCACCACCAUCCCCGCACCCCAUGCCUUUGAUAUGACACGUUUUGUAUGAAUGUCAAUGUGGUUUGUAGCCUUUGACACAAGCAAAUGUGUACGUAUCAAUGUUUUAUCCUGGCAAAUGGGCUGUUUAAUGUGAUCAUUAAAUAUUCAAAUUAAUUAAUGUAAUGAAGUCAGGCUAUAAAUGAUGAAUAAAAUCGUGAUAUUUUAAAAUGUAUUCCAAAAAGUAGGGUUUUUUUUUUUUUUUUUAAAAUGUGUCAUCAUAAGCUUUGACAAUUUUCUUUAAUUUAAAGAUACAAAUACGAGCACAAAUUACCAACAACUAAAGAAAAAAAUAAUGCAUACAUCAUUCAUUCACUUUAGAUGUGAUUAAUAUUUGCCCUGGAUAGUUAUCUUAUUGUAUAAAUUAAUUGCAAAUUGAAUUAAUAACUUUAUAAAUGGUUAUUUAAAUGUGAGAAUGAAUAUGAUUUGUAAUCUUUCUGGCUCACUCCAGCCUCCAUGCAGAUGCCAGUUUUUAUUUAACAUGUCAACAUUGAUCCACAAGUUGCAGUCGUCUAAUUCUGGGUCACUUAUUUUACAUCCUCAUUUUCAAUGCUCUUCAGUUUGGUGUAUGUGUAUGCAUAAUUCAUUUAGUCCAUAACAGAAAAGGAACUUCAGCAGUUUGGAUUAAUGUCUGUGACUGUAGAACUCAAGAUCUUUUCCAGCAUCAUCAAAGAGCUGAAACAGAGCCAGUAUGAUCAGUCUGUUUUCACAGCAAAUUAGUUUUUUUUUUUCUUCCUUUUCCACCUCUUCUUCUUCUUCUUCUUCUUCUUCUUCUUCUUCUUCUAUGUGUGUGUAAUAUUUAAUGUUUGGAAUAUAUUGUGUGUUUGUCCUUAUUUCUUAAAUGCUGCUACGCCACAGUAAGUCAUAUGAAAUAUGUGCCAGUUGGUGAUGGGAUGUCUUUUCUUUUCAUUGGAACGAUCUAAAGAAUCACUCAAAAGUUUUGUGUUUUAAAAAUGUGUGUAGAAACCAAUCAAGACAAAAAAAGAUGAUUUCAUAUGCUUAAAUUAUUUUCAGUUUGGGAGUUUGUGGAAGAUGAUGGAGAAGGCACAAUAACUAAUCAGAACAGUUGAGCUGAACCUUCAUUUCAACUAACAAUCCACCUUGUGCAGGUUCAUUUAUGACAAGAUUACUGGCAACACUUUGCCGUAAGAUACACAGAAAUUGAGAAGUUACUGAGGAGAAGACUUGCUAAUUUAAUGAUAAUGAGUAACUACUAAGUAUACUAAAUAAAAACACGACGAUUAACGAGUCAGAACAGACUGGGAGGUACUGCAGUUAUGAAUCAUUAGGUAAUGAUUAGUUAACAAAUAUCUUUGAUUCAACAUACUGACCCAGUUCUUUACUACGACAACUCAUUAUAUAUUAAUAACUUAAUCAUAUGUUACUCUUUUUAUACUCUUAAGUAAAAUGAUACAUGAUACUGAGUACUUACCACAUGCACUCUAUAAUUACAAAUUAAUUAAUCAUUAGUUACUCUUUUAGUGAUGCCUCCAGUAAAGUGAUACAUAAUAUCGAGUAGUUACAAAAAAUGUCAACUCGCUACAUAAUCAGUAACUAAUGAUUAACUAAUUAAUUGAGACAUUAGCAGCUGAUUCCACUCACAGUUAAUCAAGAAAAGGUUGGUGUGUCGAUUCACAGAUACUUACGAACUAAUUAAAACCUAAUGAUUAAUUAAUAUAGUUUCCCCCAUUGGGUUCUGUAAUAACUCAACAUUAUCUACUGUAUAGUCCUCAAUAUACAGCUAUUCAUUACUCAAUAACUCAACUCAAUUAUUACAGGAUUAUCUCUGAAGUAUCACAGAUAUCUGAUGCUGGAAAAUUCUUGAAAGGAGUUGGUUUACAUUUACAUGAACUUUAAAAAAAAAAACACAUUUUAACACCACAACAUUUCUUCUGUCAUUAUGUGUUAAAAAGAUGUCAAACUUAAUUUUCCAGCCUUUUUUAAAUUCAUACCAAACUAAUACAUAAUCGUGUCUGUUUUUGUGUUUUCAGUUUGGAUAUCAGCACUUUAACACAUGAAAUCCAAUUUAAUUUAUUUCCUUUUUUGCUUCUCUGAUUUCUGUGUCCUUCCACAUCAACAGAGGAUGAGUCGGGGUGGGGCUCUGCAAAAAAGAUUUCCUAAAAUAAAUUCAGACUUUACUGUGUGAGAACUCAGCCUUUGUGGAAUUUAAAACAGUGCACUUAUCUCGAUUUCAUCAUCGUACGAAAGGCCUUAAAAACAGACGCCUAAAGCUGUUGAUGGCUUUUCUUUUGUGCAGUUCUUUUCUCAUCGGGAGAUAAAUUUCAUGUCAUAUUUGAAACGCACAGGAUGGUGUAAAUAUAAAGUAAACAUCAAAUGUUCACUGUUGUAUGUUGUGAUUCCUAAACGAUGUGGACAUCAACUUAUUGAAAGUACGAUCAUCUAAAGCAUAUUUGGAGAAUUGUAAGCACACAAAAAAAGCAAAAAACCCAUUAAAAGCCAGAUGUGAAGUUCAGAGCAAACAGGCUGAACUGAUGAUGUUUAACACAGCUGACUGCUGGUUAUGCGUGAAAUUGUAUCACCACUCUAAAUAUUCCGCUUUUGGUUUGUACAAUGGUUCAGAAAUGAGAACUAUAUAUUGACGAAUCUAUCUAUAAUUACAUCAUAACACGGUCUUAACUCAAUAACCAGUCGCGUGGAUUGGUGCAGAAUAUACUGUGGUGCUACACUUCCACGAAUAACAAACAUGUCGUACAUUUUGAAUUCAAAAAGACAUGCGACCCGUCUCAUUAGUAAUUGUUACAUGGUAUCAUUAGUGGACGAACAGAGGUUUCCAAUGGCCUUUUAUCUAACAUGUUGUAUUCAUUUGGAAUUAAAAGUGGCGGUAACUGUGUUGAAGCCUGUUUUUCUGAUGUGUGUGUUACAUCUUGAAAAGAGCAGUAAUACCCUCUGUUAAUGAAUCUGAUCCAAAAAUCAUUUGCUGGGAGAUUAUCUGCCGGUGCAGCUUGAUCUGUUCCCCGGCUGUGUUCGUGCUGUCAGAUUGACUGUUUACGAGAUAAGAAAAGAUCCAGCUAGAAAGUCAUUUUAAGUAAACUGCAUAUCUCUCGACUUUACAUGAAUUUCAUUAGACAGCCAACAGAAGGUCAUUCGGAGAACUUUUAUACUCUUUGGUUUUAUGGUCGUGUAUUUUUGGGAACAAACUCUGCUGCAUAAAAGCUAUAUGGUGGCAGGUGUGCUGCGAUGAAUUUCAAACUUAAUUCUGACCUUUCUACUGGCAUUUCAGAGGAGAAUAUUGAGGUGUGAUUGAAUAUAUUUUCUCUAAACAGUGUAGCACUUCACAAGGACUGAUUCCAGCGCUCGAUUCUGAGAUAUGCAGAGUGCCGUUCACUUUGAUGAGCAUCCGCUGGGACACAUAACCCCUGAACUGAAUUAUAACUCAGCAUUAAUCCAAGUAAAACAAAACAUAAGCCUUCUCUCAACAGAGAAAAACAACAUUCAUCCCAGGUGUGGUAAAAGGUGUCAACAAUACCCACUUUUAAGUAACACAAGCACAAGUGUCGGAUUACAUUGUGGGUUUCCGCAGUUCGUUUUUUAAAAAUCUGCUGAAAUGAAUAUUGCAUGCUGUGUUGGUUCGGUGCAUUUCUGCUCACAUUGCUUUACAAAACGUUGAACAUGUCAUGUACACCCAAAAACACUCAUACAAACAACAAGAAAACAUUGUUUCUUUUUAAAAAAAGUGAAAAUAAGGACAUUGUAAAGCUGUUUCUGAGCUUUACAC
Acanthopagrus latus (yellowfin seabream) is the source of this 8989-nucleotide messenger RNA. It is a transcript of the gene cbln4, whose product is annotated as cerebellin 4 precursor. Bases 709 to 1290 code for a protein of 193 amino acids. NCBI's taxonomy places the organism in Eukaryota, Metazoa, Chordata, Actinopteri, Spariformes, Sparidae. Gene Ontology annotation, molecular function: protein binding. The record is from RefSeq and is a predicted model, not a curated record. The transcript has 3 exons.